Messenger RNA from Culex pipiens pallens (northern house mosquito), 2518 nucleotides. Its product is annotated as adipocyte plasma membrane-associated protein Hemomucin-like. Lineage: Eukaryota; Metazoa; Arthropoda; Insecta; Diptera; Culicidae. The record is from RefSeq and is a predicted model, not a curated record. The transcript has 4 exons. Gene Ontology annotation, molecular function: strictosidine synthase activity. The coding region runs from base 204 to 1982 and encodes 592 amino acids. Gene Ontology annotation, biological process: biosynthetic process.
CCGUGUCAUCAAUCGCCGACUACUUUUGUGCUUUUUAGUCUAGUCUCGAUCGUUUGUGGAGGAGGAAGAUUCCUGCCGCCGUGUCCCAGUGAGAGUGUGCGUUCCGCUUCAGGGGGGAGAGGGUUUUCCACACAAAUCCCAGUGAUUCGUCUUUUAUAAUUUCUCACGCAAGUCGUCGCCGCCGGUGGUGUGUAGUGUCCGCGAUGGGUCUCCUCUACAAGAUCCGGAUCCGGGUGAUCAAUUUCCUUUUGUUUUUCUUCCUGGUCGUGCUGCUGCCGGGAUUGCCUCCGAAAACGACGUUCCCCUUCGAUGGGUUCAGCAUAGCUCCGCUGAAGGAGCUCACCGGUGGGUUGGAACCGAACAACCACCUGGACAAUGCCGAGCGCCUGUUCGAGGACAAGCUGCACGGACCGGAGGCGCUGCUCGUGCGCGGCCAGGACAUGUACACGACGGUGCACGGCGGCGAGGUGGUCCGCAUCAACGGGGCUCACAUCACGCACGUGGCCAAGUUUGGGCGGCCGUGCGAGUCUUUUGCGGAGGAGGAAAUCUGCGGUCGACCGCUCGGGUUGGCGUUCGAUACCCAGGGUAACAAUCUGAUCGUGGCGGAUGCGUACUACGGCAUUUGGGAGGUUAAUCUGGCCAACGGAGACAAGAAGCAGCUGGUGUCGCGCGAUCUUGUGCUAGAUGGUAAGACGGUGAAUCGCAAGCCUAGACUGUUCAACAGUGUGGCGGUCGCCAAGAACGGAGAUAUCUACUGGACGGAGUCGUCGUCGGACUUUGACCUGCAAGAUGGAGUGUUUACCAUUUUUGCCAAUCCUUCUGGAAGGUUGUUUAAGUAUGAUCGUAAGACGAAGAAGAAUACCGUGCUGCUGGAUCAGCUGUACUGUGCCAACGGAGUGGUGCUGAGCCCGAACGAAGACUUUGUGCUGGUUUCCGAGACCAUGUCGUCUACGAUCCGUCGAGUGUACCUCAAGGGUGAGAAGGCUCUGCAGAGUGAUGUCUUUGUUGAGGGACUACCAGGUCUUACCGACAAUCUGAUCGCCGACGAGGAAGGUAUCUGGGCUCCACUGGUGUUGGCCGCCGACGGCGAGAACCCGUCCCUGCCACGACUGUUCUCCAAGGUUCCACUGAUCCGGAAGUUCCUGGCCCGUAUGCUGUCCAUAGCCGAAAUGCCGUUCCGCUUCAUCCAUCAGGUUUUCCCCAAUAUUCACACCACGCGACUUCUGCACGCCAUCGGACACUUUGAGACGAUUACGUUCUUCAACCCGGCUCGCGCUACCGUCGUACGGCUGAGCUGGACCGGACAGAUCCUCGGAUCGCUGCACGGUUUCGACCGGUCGGUCGGAUCGAUCUCGCACGUUGCCGAAGUCGGAGACUAUCUGUAUCUGGGAUCACCGUACAAUCGAUAUCUGGCCAGAGUGAAGCUGCCCAAGGCGCAGGAACCGAAGGUGCGCGUCAAGAGUGUCCGCUUCGAGGCGGAACCCAAGAAGGCUCCGACCACCACCACUACUACAACGACGCCGAAGCCAACAACUACAACAACGACGACGACGACGACGCCAAAGCCAACAACUACCACAACUAAGAAGCCAGUGACCACCACCACUACAACGACGCCAAAGCCAACCACUACAACUCCGAAACCAACAACCACCACUACCACCCCCAAGCCAACGGAGAAGCCUGCUCCGAAGCCAACAACGACGACUACAACUCCUAAACCUACGGAGAAACCUGCCGCCAAGCCUACGACCACCACCCCCAAACCAACGGAGAAACCCACCCCAGCGCCAACUCCGGCCCCCAAGAAGCAGGAGGAGCAACCCAAGGCCAAACCCGCAAAGAAGCCGUCCAAGGAGCCCGUCGUGAAGAAGCCGUCCGAGCCGGCUCCGAUCCACGAGAAGAUCCCGAACGACGUUCCGCAGCCGAAGCAGGAAAAGCUGAAGGUCAUCAAGAAGGGCGGCGACCAGGGUGAACUGUAAGACGACAUUCCAGGGUGUAGUGAAAACGCGCACAACCACGACGCCCCAGUGACGCGCGCGGAGUAAGAUUCUAAAGUGCAGCUUUUUUGCCAACUACAAACUCAUUCCAGUUCCAGAUGCAUCACACACAGUUUAGUUGUUUAGGGGGAAUUUUAACACGUCGAUGAUCACAGCACUAGAGAUUAAGCGAAGAGGGAAGGGGCAAUCUGAUGUUACAUUGAAAAGUGAAAUUAAAACUAGCCAGAUCUAGAGUUUUUCGGCGAAAUUUUGCACGUUAGGAACGAGCUUUUCACAAAAGUUACGAGUUAGGCUAUUUAUUUGAAGAUUUUUUUUUGCUUCACGAGAUAAAAUUACUAGCGGUUCAGGGAUUACGAAAUUUGUUCUCGUUUUGACAUUCACAUCACGUUGUUCUUAUGAUCACUCAUUUUUUGAAGUCAGUAGCAAAAAAUAAGGUAGAUUUUAAGUCGCGUAGUCGCUAACUGAAGGAGAAAUAAACGAACACAAUUGAUUCAAUUGGAGUUGAAGGGUAGAGGAAA